Molecule: messenger RNA, 1257 nt
Organism: Clarias gariepinus (North African catfish)
Lineage: Eukaryota; Metazoa; Chordata; Actinopteri; Siluriformes; Clariidae
Product: GATA zinc finger domain-containing protein 14-like
Exons: 6
Coding region: 1-1257 (418 amino acids)
Source: RefSeq, a predicted model, not a curated record
AUGGCUUUAACCACAAGCACAACUUCAACAAGCUCAUCACCCACAACUGCAACCUCGAGCACAUCUUCUACCAGCACAACACCCUACAACUUUAACCUCAAACAUGUCUACCACCAGCCCAACACCCAUAACUUUAAACUCAAGCACACCUUCAACCACCUCAACAACCACAAUUUCAACCUCAAGCAUAUCUUUAACCAGCUCAACAAACACAUGCAUGUCUUCAACCAGGCCAACAACCACAAUGUCGACCCCAAACACGUCUUUAACCAGCUCAACACCCAUGAUUUCAACCACGAGCCCAACUUCAAUGAGCACAUCUCCUACCACUGCAACAUCGAUCACCUCAACAACUUUUAUUUCUACCCCGAGCACAACCUCCACAAGCUCAACAUCCACUUCUUCAACCUCAAGCAUGUCUUCAACCGGUACAAAAACUUUAACCUCGAGCACAUCUUCAACCACCUCAACAACAUCCACGACUUUAACCCCAAGCAUGCAUCUUCACUCAGCAUUGGUUAUCAUAUCUUCAAGCAGCUUUACAAGCAUGACUACAACUUCCAGCACAUUGUUAACCAGCUCAACACACACAACUUCAACCCAGAGCACAUCUUCAACCAGCUCAACACCUACGACUUCAACCUCAACAAGAAUGGCAUCGCAAGAGGACGGCACAACAAGCAUAACUUCGCCAAUGAGCAUGUCUACAGACAGCACAACAACCACUCCAACGAGCUAUUCUACAGACAGCACGACAACCACAACUUUCCCAGACAGCACAACAACGCCGAUUUCAUCAACAAGCAUAACUUUGCCAAUGAGCAUGUCUACAGAUACCACAACAACAUCAUCAACAAGCAUAUCCACAGACAGCACGACCGACAGCACAACAACCACAUCAACAAGCCUUUCUACAGACAGCACAACAUCAUCAACGAGCAUAUCCACAGACAGUACGACCAGCACAAGUAUAGACAGCAAAACAAGCAUAACUUCACCAAUGAGCAUGUCUACAGACAGCACAACAACCACACCAAUGAGCUCUUCUACAGACAGCAUGACAACCACAACUUUGCCAGACAGCACAACAACGCCGAUUUUACCAACAAGCACAUCUACAGAUACCACAACAACAUCAACAAGCAUAUCCAUAGACAGCACGGUCGGCACAACUACAGACAGCACAACAAGCAUGACAAGCACAUCUACAGAAGGCACAACAACCACAACAUCACCAGUAAGCACAUCUACAGAUAG